This is a messenger RNA of Chenopodium quinoa (quinoa), 1092 nucleotides long. RefSeq names its product 4,5-DOPA dioxygenase extradiol-like. The transcript has 3 exons. NCBI's taxonomy places the organism in Eukaryota, Viridiplantae, Streptophyta, Magnoliopsida, Caryophyllales, Amaranthaceae. The coding region runs from base 122 to 928 and encodes 268 amino acids. The record is from RefSeq and is a predicted model, not a curated record. Gene Ontology annotation, molecular function: zinc ion binding; oxidoreductase activity, acting on single donors with incorporation of molecular oxygen; ferrous iron binding.
GCCAUAAAUAUCAACAACCACCCAAACUUCUUAAAAUUCCUUCAUUUUCAACAGUUGCACACUUGCACAAAUCAAAAGAAAAUCUUCACUAAAAUUCUUGAUUAAUUCCAAAUUGAAAGAAAUGGGUGGAGAAGAAAACAUCAAAGAAACGUUUUUUGUAUCUCAUGGAACUCCAAUGAUGACUAUUGAAGAGUCAAAACCUUCAAGAAAAUUCUUAGAAAGUUGGAGAGAGAAAGUGUAUUCCAAGAAACCAAAGGCUAUUUUGGUAAUUUCAGCUCACUGGGAAACUGAUGAACCUGCUGUAAAUUCUGUGGACGUCAAUGAUACCAUCUAUGAUUUCUAUGGCUUCCCUGCUCGCAUGUAUCAGUUCAAGUAUCCAGCUCCAGGGUCUCCAGAUUUGGCAAAGAGGGUACAAGAACUUCUUACUACAUCAGGGUUCAAAACUGUAAACAUUGACAAGAAACGUGGGCUGGAUCAUGGUGCAUGGGUGCCUCUGAUGUUCAUGUAUCCCGAGGUUGACAUUCCUGUUUGUCAGCUCUCUGUUCAAUCGCAUUUGGAUGGAGCAUACCACUACGAAUUGGGACGAGCAUUGGCUCCUCUGAAGGAUGAAGGUGUACUCAUCAUUGGUUCUGGAAGUGCAACACACCCUUCGAACAGUACCCCUCAUUUUUAUGACGGAGUUGCUCCAUGGGCUACAGAUUUUGAUCGCUGGCUUGAAACAGCUAUAACAAAUGGAAGGUAUGAAGAAGUGAAUAAAUGUGAAACCAAAGCACCUAACUGGAAAUUGGCGCAUCCAUGGCCAGAGCACUUCUAUCCAUUACAUGUAGCCAUGGGAGCCGCCGGUGAAAACUGGAAGGCAGAGCUCAUUCAUAACAGCUGGGAUCAUGGCACCAUGUCAUAUGGCUCCUACAUGUUUACAUCCAGCUGAUAUUUACCUUGUUACACUACUGUUGUUUUUUUUAGCCCAUUGAUACUCUGUACAUCAGCGUAUAAAUCUGUAACAACGGUUAAACUGAGUGUAAAAUUCUGCAGAUUAUGGGAUUAUAUAUAUAUACCCCUCCUGCCCUUUUGAUAGUCAUUUUUGGUAGAAAA